Molecule: messenger RNA, 511 nt
Organism: Rhipicephalus sanguineus (brown dog tick)
Lineage: Eukaryota; Metazoa; Arthropoda; Arachnida; Ixodida; Ixodidae
Product: glutathione S-transferase D1-like
Exons: 4
Coding region: 5-511 (168 amino acids)
Biological process (GO): glutathione metabolic process
Molecular function (GO): glutathione transferase activity
Source: RefSeq, a predicted model, not a curated record
CGGAAUGCCCGUGACGCUGUACAACCAGUACGGCAGCCCACCUUGCGGCUUCGUGCGGAUGGUAGCCAGACACGUGGGAGUGGACCUCAAGCUAAACAACAUGGAUAUGUUCAAAGGGGACCAUGUGACACCCGAAUACCUGAAAGAGGGCAACUGCUGGUCUUCUUUGCAGCUGAACCCUUACCACAAGGCGCCCACCAUUGACGACGAUGGAUUCAUCCUGUAUGAAAGCUCGGCGAUCGCCUACUACCUGAUCAACAAGUACGCGCCGGCAUCAACUCUCUACCCGUCAUGCUCCGAGUUUCGAGCGCAGGUGGAUCAGGUGUUGGCAACCGUGACUAGCACCAUACAGCAUCACUACUUCACCUUUUUUCUGCCCGUUCUUCGGAGGGACCGAUUACCUGGUCUGCAAGAAUACUACGCAAGUGUUAAGGCAGCACUUCCCUACUUCGACGAAAUUAAUCAGCAUGGCAUAGACCUGCUAAACGAGCGCCUCAAAGGCUUGAAGUGA